AUGACCCUCGCCAGCUUGAGGAAAUCACGGAUGUGGUGCUCCACCGGACGGCUUCCCCGCAUCAAGCUGAGCAGACUGCAGUUGGCUUGUGAAACCGCUAGAUCCAUGCUAUUGAACUAUCAAACGUCUGACUACUGCUGUUUGUCUGUUUCUGAUAGGUCUGAGGAUAAGAGGUCUUUGUACAGGAGCUGUGUGGUGGUGGAAAGUCCUGCUGCAUCCUGUGAAGUGAAGUGGUGUGUGUCUGUACCGCUGCUGUCUCUGAGUGGAUGCUCCUCUGUGGCUAUCGCCCGGCUGGCUGUUGGACUGGAGACGCUCAAGGACAGACAGGGAGGUGCGAUUGUGGACCCAUGCAUUGAUCUGCUGCGUGUGCAGGCUAUGAUAGAGGAGAUGGGCAUCACCCUCACACCAGGAGCUCAGAACCUCAUGGAGUUGGUGCAGUGCCAGCAGCAGUAUAAAUCAGACAUGCUGAGUGGAUUCAUUCCUCUGCUCAUGGGAGGAGGAGCUUUUAGCGGUCUAUCAACAGGAGGCAGGGCUUCCACCUCUGCAAGGGCGGAGUCAGGUCUGGAUCCACUGUCUGUCUCUGAGCAGAAUCUGUCCAGCAGUAACCAGAAGCAGAUCCCAGGUGUCAUGUCAUCUCUGCAGAGUUCUAACACAUGUCCGAUCAGCCCAGAGCUGCUGCCCAUGCUGCUGAAUGUAUGCGGUCAGGUCACACAGCUCCGUCUGGAGGAGGCCACGAGGAAGAGGAAUGGAGAGCGGGAGGGUCAUAUGUGCUGCGGAGGCUUUGAGCAGGUGCUGGACAAGAUUGUAGAGAAGAGGAUUGAGGAGAUGGAGAAGAGACUAAAGGAUCAUAUGGAUGUGCAUCUGGAUGCUCUUCAACAGAGACUGGAGAUCACACUUCAACAGGCACUCUCACACACACACUAAUACACAACCUGAGCACUUUUACACAGAGGAGCUUCUGACACUCAUAUUAGUCUAUAAAGGGACAUUUAACCAGAAUUCAUGUUAACUGGCAACAUUUUGACAUUUUCUGAAUGAAUCCAUCUUAAGAGACGAAGAAAUCAGCAUCUGUUGAGUGGUUUCACAAACUGUGUCAGGAGAUCUUAAAGAGUUGGGUUUUACUGUUGAUAAUACUUGUAAUAUAUUCUUUUAUCCUGAAUACAUAACACAUGCAUGGUUGUACUCACUGACUGUGAUAAUAGAGGCACAAUAAGCAGUGUAAGUAUUACCUGAAUUCUCACUGUGAUUGCCUCUGUGGAAAUAUGUUUACACUGAUCAUACUGGAGAACUAAAGACAAAGAAAAUUAUAUAUAUAUUAAAUGCUAUUUAUACUGAGAUGAAUAUGCUUUGUUUUUGUUAUGUAAUUGGUGGCAUACUGUUGAUUACCACAUUUAAUCAUUUGGUCUUGUACCUCAGUUUGUAAAAACAAGCAAAAUUGUGUUUACAGUAAUGCACUUACAAUGGAAGUCUAUGGG
Messenger RNA from Xyrauchen texanus (razorback sucker), 1475 nucleotides. Its product is annotated as ATPase PAAT-like. The transcript is spliced from 5 exons. Bases 1 to 924 code for a protein of 307 amino acids. NCBI's taxonomy places the organism in Eukaryota, Metazoa, Chordata, Actinopteri, Cypriniformes, Catostomidae. The record is from RefSeq and is a predicted model, not a curated record.